AUGCAAUCACAAUCGCAGUCAUCGUCGCCAAUGAUGUCUACACAGGUGCCGAGUGCCAUGCGAACACCAUCUGGAACUCCAUCACAGGCCGGAUUGUCGCAGAUUGCUGCAAUUUCCCGAAUGCAGCAACAACAGCAGCAUUCAGCACUUCGAAGGGAUUCUCCCGAUCGAACUAGCCUAAGCAAACGGCAUAUGCAAGAUGGACAGCCGCGAACAGUCUGGUCACCACAAACGAUGACUCCAAAGCGAGCAACGUCAAGCAUGCAGUCGAUAACACCGUCUGGAGCGGCGGCUAGUGCGAUUACACGACGACAAUCAGAGAAGUUUUACGUGCGAUUUGCUUCACGGAAAGAAGACAAUGAAGUGGUUGCAGUUGGUCGCCGACGCCAUUAUUUAUCGCUACCGCGACAAAGUUCGGUAGCCAAAGAAGCUGAUUUCAACGAUUCGAAUCUUCACCUACGUAGUCGAAGUCAAAGCCCGAAUCAUAUGCUUCUAAACCAGCAAAACAGACCGUUGCCAAACUCGGCCAGCCGUGAGCUGACGAAGGAACUUCAACGUCGACGGGACUCGGACAUGUCAUAUACUGCUGCAUCCAGUCGAUUAACGCCAGCGAAUUCUCGAUCGAAUCUUCGCAGUGUUGGUGUCGAUGGAGAUACACGAAAGAGUACGGACGCCUUGAAUCGUAUAGCGGCAUUGAGAAACAAGUUGCAUCAAUCAAGUGAAAAUCUGCGAAAAUCGUCCGACAAUCUUCGUCUCACAUCAGCCGGUGACAGCGAAAACGCGCCGACACGAACGCGUAGCAGCAGCAAUUUGCGAGGUGCCAACGCCCUUGAAGCCUAUGGGACAAUCGAUGCUGAUCAGCUCGAUAGUGCCUCGUCAUUGAUGCAUUCACGAUUAUUGGCACGUAGUGUUGGCAAUGUAUCAUCGGUGGGAUCUGGAGCCGAAGGAGAAGCAACGCCAGCCUCACGAUUACAGAACACUAUCGAUAUGUUGAAGAAAGCCAGUAAUCCUGAUCUGACUCAAUGCUCCCUUUAUGAGGAUCCCGGAAGCCCGUGCGGUGAGAAAAUGCGACGGCGAGGAGCUGUUCAGAAAAAGGUUGAACGCUAUCAUCCGCGACAUCGAACUGCCCGAAAUCAGACUAGCGAGGAGAGUGACAGUAACGGCAGUGACGCUAGUCCGCUGAAUCAGAGCUUGAAUCGGCGACUACUGUCAUCUGGCACUAACAGAUCAGUCUCCGCGGUAGAGACGUCGGGUCGACUUGGUAUGGCUUCCAGACGACUGUUCGAUCAGCAACGGUACGGUGCUACCCCAUCAUCAACCACUGUAGCUUCUCCAAGAAGAACACAAAACUACUUGGCUCAAAAGAUGGCGGGUGAAGAUAUGGUCGGUCCCGAUCUUGGUAGUGACGAUUCACCACGGUCGUCGGUGAAUUCACAUGAAUGGGCUGCUCUACUGGAAGAUGGCGCGGCGAAUCAACAGCUCCUACGGCAUGCCCAAGAUUGCUUUGAGAAAUUGCAAGUCUACGUUGACAAAGCCGUACAGGCUCGGAUGAUGGUGGACGAAUCUUCGAUGACUGCGGAGCAUAAACGCAUAGCGAUGGCACAGAUGGAGAAAAUGACCCAGAAAAUUGUUGAAAAGUUGAUACCAGGAGCAAGAUCACCCAGUUCCAUCGAUGAUGCCAAUGGUAACGAUUACACUCCCAUCAAGGGUCCACACAUCUACACCGCUGUGAAAUCUAGCUUUCGACAGUAG
Messenger RNA from Haemonchus placei, 1752 nucleotides. The record is from the annotation of a GenBank genome assembly. Lineage: Eukaryota; Metazoa; Nematoda; Chromadorea; Rhabditida; Trichostrongylidae.